Messenger RNA from Lolium rigidum, 658 nucleotides. Its product is annotated as chaperone protein dnaJ 8, chloroplastic-like. NCBI's taxonomy places the organism in Eukaryota, Viridiplantae, Streptophyta, Magnoliopsida, Poales, Poaceae. The transcript is spliced from 2 exons. The coding region runs from base 1 to 450 and encodes 149 amino acids. The record is from RefSeq and is a predicted model, not a curated record.
AUGGCUACCGUCGCCGGAGGAGUAGUGCUGCAGCUGCGCGUCCCUACGGCGUCGUCUGCGUUUGAUCCCGUGCGGCGGCGGAGGACGCCGUCGGUGAGGUGCGCGAGCGUGCGCGGGGCGAGGUCCGCGGGCGCGGUGGAGGAUGACCAUUACCGGACGCUGAGGCUGGCGCCGGGAGCCACGAGGCGCGAGGUCAAGAAGGCCUUCCACCGCCUCGCGCUGCAGUACCACCCGGACGUCAUGCGCCGGCAAGGGGAGGACAACGACCGGGGCAACGCGGAUUUUCAGAGGAUCAACGUGGCGUACCAGAGGGUCAUGGCCAACAUGCGGGAGGCGGAGGCGAGGCUCGAGUACUGGCGCGCCCGGUACGACCUCGCCGACGAGGACCUCGACCGGUACCGGGGAUACCUCCACGACGACGACGGGGACGACUGGUUCGCCGACCUCUGAGUGCUGCUGGAUCUCGCCAUGGCAUGACAGAGUUAGCAUUUAGCAGCACUGUAAAUUUGUGAAAUCAAUGCCACCGUGAAACUCCUCCCCUGUUGUUUUUUCGUGGGGAAAAGGGACACAGAAUUGCGUUCAGGGUUCUGAAAGUUGUACUUGGAACAACUCAUUUUCAUUGUGAAUAUAAAGAACAUGUGAGCAAUUUUAAUCGGAA